AUGACAACCACUCCGGUGAAGAAACCACUAAAGAAAUCCGGAUCGGUCUCGGGGUCGCUGAAGAUGAAGCAACUGUCGUUGAUGUCAUUCUUCAAGCCGGCGCCUGCCAAAACCCCAUCCUCGCCGCUUAAGGCCAAGGGAGAGGCCUUGAAUACUGAUAGUGACAAGGAAAACGAUACAAGCAUGAUGGAGGAUGUUACAACCGACACGCCUUUGACGCUGGAGACGAAUCAUGUUCCUGUGAAGGCCCCUGAGCCAAAUCUUCAAUCUUCCCCAGUUAGGAAGCAGCCACAGGAGGACUCUUUGCCUGAGAAGGAGGAAGCCGAAACGCCAGUGGUGAAUAAUGGGGGAACUUCGAGAAGAAACAAGAACGUCAGCUAUGCCGAGUCUGAUGCUUCCGAUGACGAGGAUAUUCCUAGUCGUAGGAAGAGAAGAAGAGUGGUGGAGAGCGAUGACGAGGAUGACUUCAAACCUACAGAAGCUGCAGAUGAUGAUGACGAAGAUGAACACAUGAGUGAUUUUGUUGUGAAUGAAGACGAGAGUGACGUUGCGCUGAUGGCGGAGGAUCUGGACGAUGAGGACGCUUAUGCUUCCGCUAAACCAGCAAAGAAGAAGAGCUCGCCGAAAUCAUCGACUCAGUCUCCUUCGAGCAAACCAGUGAACCUUGCUUCUUCGAAUUUAGGCAGCAAAUUCACUGCUUCAUCCAGUUAUACUGCUCAGGUUUCUGACAAACCAGCUGCUAAGCCAAAGCCACAAAAGAAGUCUUUCGCCAAGGAGAACGAAGAGCGUUAUCAAUGGCUCGUGAACAUCAAAGAUGCAGAGAAAAGAACCGUUGAUGAUCCUGACUAUGAUUCUCGUACACUUUUCAUUCCUUCAUCAGCAUGGGCCAAGUUCACUGCGUUUGAGAAACAAUAUUGGGAGAUCAAGUCCAAGAUGUGGGACACUGUGGUCUUCUUCAAGAAGGGUAAAUUCUACGAAUUGUAUGAAAACGAUGCAGUGAUUGCUAACACUCAGUUUGAUUUGAAAAUCGCCGGCGGUGGCAGAGCAAACAUGAAGUUGGCAGGUAUCCCAGAGAUGUCUUUUGAAUAUUGGGCUAAAGAGUUCAUCAGCCAUGGGUAUAAGGUCGCAAAGGUCGAUCAAAAAGAGUCUCUCCUUGCAAAAGAAAUGAGAGGAGGUGGCACGAAAGAAGAAAAGAUCAUCAAGCGUGAACUAACUGGUAUCUUGACGGGAGGCACGCUUACCGAUCUCGAUAUGAUUAGUGACGACAUGGCAACAUACUGCUUGGCUCUCAGAGAGUCAACCAGCGAGGAUGGCGAGAAGGUUUUCGGUGCUUGUUUCGUUGACACUGCUACGUCCGAACUCAAUUUUAUUGAAUUAAAAGAUGACGAGGACUGCUCAAAAUUAGAUACUUUGAUUACCCAAAUCAAACCAAAGGAAAUCUUGUGUGAGAAGAACAACUUGUGUUCAACUGCUGUUAAGAUAAUCAAAUUCAACGCCCAUAAUUCCCAUCAGAUUUGGAAUUAUCUUAACCCACUCUCGGAAUUCUUGGACUACGACACAACGGUUGAAACAUUGGUUAAGGGGAAGUACUAUGAAGCACAGGAUCUUGACGAUUUCUCAAACUAUCCACAAGUACUCGUCGAUUUCAAAGACAAUCACCAAGUUGCCUUCCAUGCAUUUGGCGGGUUAUUACAUUACCUCAAGAUGUUGAAGCUUGACGAAAGCAUCAUGUCUCUUGGGAACGUCAAAGAGUACGAAAUUUCCAAGCGUGGUGCAAACCAUUUGCUCCUUGAUGGUAUCACACUCAACAAUCUCGAAAUGUUGAACAAUUCAUUUGAUGGCGGGGACAAGGGAACUCUUUUCAAACUCCUUAACAAGGCUAUCACGCCAUUUGGUAGACGUAUGUUGAAAAGGUGGAUUCUUCACCCUCUCAUGAACGUGGAAGAGAUCAACGCAAGAUAUGAUGCCAUUGACUUUUUUAUUAAUAACGAGCCAGAGCUUCGUGUGGAAUUAGAGAGUGCUCUCGGCAAUCUACCAGAUUUGGAAAGACUCAUUGCUCGAGUUCAUGGGAAGACUUUACGUUUCAAGGACUUUUUGAAAGUUAUAGAAGGUUUUGAAUCAAUCUCAAAGAUAUUCAAAUCUAUCAAGAAGUUCGAUAUUGAGAAAUCUGGAGCAUUGAGAAAGUUUGUGAACCGCUUCCCAGAUGAGCUUCACGAGCUCAUUGACUCAUGGGAAGAAGCCUUCGACAGGCAAGAAGCCAUUGCUAAUGUGGUGGUACCUGCUAAAGGAGUAGACGAAGAAUUUGACGAAUCUACCUCAAUCAUGGAUGGUUUGGAAGCUCAGCUUAAUGACUACCUCAAGGGUUACAAGAAGCAGUACAAGUCCCACGAGAUCUGUUUUAGAGACUCUGGUAAAGAAAUUUUCCUUAUCGAGAUGCCUAUCAAAAUUAAGUCGAUCCCUAAGGAUUGGCAGCAAAUGGGUGCCACUUCUAAGGUGAAGAGAUAUUGGUCUCCAGAAGUCAAAGCUACUGCAAGACAGCUUAUGGAGCAACGUGAAACUCAUAAGACAGUUUGUGAAAACUUGAUCCUGAGAAUGUAUGACAGGUUUGACAAGAACUACGAAUUAUGGAUGUCCGCCAUCAAGAUCACAAGUAAUAUUGACUGCUUGAUCGCAUUGACUAAAACAUCAGAAACAAUCAGUUACCCAUCAUGUCGACCAACUUUCGUCAAUGACUCGGAUGCUAAGAUCGAAUUUAAUGAGUUAAGACACCCUUGCUUCUUGGGUACCAGCGACUUCAUCCCCAACGAUGUUCUUCUUGGAGGCAAUAAUGCAAACUUCAACCUUUUAACAGGUGCAAACGCCGCUGGUAAAUCAACGCUUAUGAGAACUACUGCCUUGGCUGUUGUCAUGAGUCAAAUCGGAUGCUACCUACCAGCUUCAAGUGCAAUCUUAACCCCUGUGGAUAAGAUCAUGACCCGUUUGGGUGCUAACGAUAAUAUCAUGCAAGGAAAAUCGACCUUCUUCGUUGAAUUGUCAGAAACUAAGAAGAUUUUGAGUAACUCCACGGCAAACUCGCUUGUCAUUCUUGAUGAAUUGGGAAGAGGUGGUUCUUCCAGUGACGGUUAUGCCAUUGCUGAAUCGGUCUUACAUCAUCUUGCAACCCAUGCCCAACCUCUCGGUUUCUUUGCUACCCAUUACGGAAGUAUGGGUCUUUCUUUCGUUAACCACCCUCGCAUCAAGGCCAUGAGAAUGGGUAUCGUUGUUGACCAAAACUCCAGGAACAUCACCUUCUUAUACAAAUUGGAAGAAGGAACCGCAUCUGGAUCAUUUGGGAUGAACGUCGCAGCCAUGUGUGGUAUCAGUGGAGACAUUGUGGACAAGGCCGAGGUGGCUGCAAAAGACUACGAACAGACGUCCAAGCUUCGAGAGGAACAUGAAAAGCAGCAGAUCAGCAAGAUGAGUAUUGGUCUUCAAAGUGACUUCUCUUGGGCAUACCUGCAUUACAAUGAUCUAGAAAAGAGCGUCCUACGUUACGGAGAGCCAGAAAAGCUCAAUGCUCUCGACUGUGUCUUCCGCAUGAUUGAGUCUCUCUAG
Candidozyma haemuli is the source of this 3594-nucleotide messenger RNA. It is a transcript of the gene MSH6, whose product is annotated as mismatch repair ATPase. Gene Ontology annotation, cellular component: MutSalpha complex; nucleus. The record is from RefSeq and is a predicted model, not a curated record. Bases 1 to 3594 code for a protein of 1197 amino acids. Gene Ontology annotation, biological process: mismatch repair. Gene Ontology annotation, molecular function: ATP-dependent DNA damage sensor activity; ATP binding; mismatched DNA binding. The transcript has a single exon. Lineage: Eukaryota; Fungi; Ascomycota; Pichiomycetes; Serinales; Metschnikowiaceae.